Rhizophagus irregularis DAOM 181602=DAOM 197198 is the source of this 972-nucleotide messenger RNA. Lineage: Eukaryota; Fungi; Glomeromycota; Glomeromycetes; Glomerales; Glomeraceae. The record is from RefSeq and is a predicted model, not a curated record.
AUGGGAGAAACAAGAAAUACAGGAAUAAAAGAAACGGGAAAAACAGGAAGGAUAGAUACCACAAAAGUAAUUGAUCUUGAAGUUACGUCCUCUGAAGUCUCUACAACAAUAAUUCAACGUGAAUCAAGAUAUAAUGAUAAUUCAGAAACUGAAAAUGAUGAUGGUGAAUUAGAACUAGAAGUAAAUUACAAACUUGUUAUUAAACAAGCAGAUGGUACUGUUCUUCCAGCUAAAAACUAUUCAGUUACAGUUUCUGAAUUGGAUGAAUUUUUACUUGCAAUUCAGAAUAAUAUCGUGACUCUUCUUAAAGACGAAGAGAUCAAUGCUAAUGACUAUAAUGUUUCUUUUAAAUCAGAAAAAGCUCAAGGAGCUGGUACUUUAUUGGUAGAUAUGUGUGAUUUUAGGAAUUUUCAGUCAGAAUAUAUUAAACUUGCUGCAACAAAGAAGAUUAUACUUAUUCUUAUUACCAUGAAAAAAAAAGAAAAGACAGUUAAACGGAAAAAAAAGCUCAAUGGACUUGUGACAGUUAAAGAACCACCAACACAUCCUUCAUUUGCAUAUACUCGUCCACCAAAAAAUAGAACACAAUUUACUAUGCCUCAAUUUUCUAAUGAUAUACAAAAUUCCAUUAAUCCUUUUUUUUCUAAUCUUUUGCAAGCACUAGUUACGCCACAAUUUUUUCAACAAUCACCAUCACAAUUAUUACCUCAACAACCGUCAUUACAACCAUUUCAUCAGCAACCAUCUUUAUCUCAACAACCUUUACCUUCAAUGGCUGAAUUUUUGCAACAAAUAGAUAAAACAGAAGGAACAGAGGAUUAUUUUUUCAAAUUUUUAGAGGGAUUUGAAAAACAAAGAAUUAGAGUGAAGCAUUUAAGUAAAUUGAAUGAUACACAAUUUGAAACUUGCGGAGUAACUGCAAUUGGAGAUAUUGAAACUAUUAGAGAAGCAGUUCAAAAAUAUAACAAAUAA